CAAUGCCAUAAAGUGAAACGCACAGAAAAGUGAAGCGCAAAGGGAAAACGGUAUCAGGAGCUCACAUUUGACGGAAGCGCAGAUUAAAAGGAGUGUUGCAAAAGAAUUAGACAAUGGAAAUGCACAUGUUUUCCCUGCUUUGUAUUUUUGUGAUGCCUUAUUUUACAGACACAACUACUGCUAAAGCCAAAAAUCUCGCUUUAUAUGGCAAGGCCACACAAUCAGAUUUGGCUGAGAAUCCUUGGGCACCAUUCGGUGGUGCCAGUAAUGCCAUUGAUGGCAAUCGUGAUUCAGAUUACAAUCAUGGAUCCUGUACUGCCACUAAACUACAGAAUGAUCCAUGGUGGAGGGUAGACUUACUUGACAAGUACGUAGUGACCUCCAUAACUGUCACUAACAGAAAAGACUGCUGUUCUGAAAGGCUGGACGGAGCUGAGAUACGCAUCGGGAACUCUCUGGAAAACAACGGAAACAGUAAUCCAUUGGCUGGAAGGAUUUCAUCCAUUCCAGGUGGAAGAUCCCAAACUUUCAAGUGGAAUGAAGGCAUUCCAGGCCGUUAUGUCAAUGUGUUCAUACACGGGAAUAGGCUUCUUACCCUCUGCGAGGUCGAGGUGUAUGGUUAUCCAGCUUCUGAAGGUGAAAAUGUGGCUUUAAGUGGAGUAGCUACACAGAUAUCCCUCUAUGGGCAAGCCAUUGCAUCCAAUGCCAUUGAUGGGAACAAAGAUGGUGUCUUCGCUCAUGGAUCCUGUUCCUGUACUAGUUGGAUCCUCAAUCCCUGGUGGAGAGUGGACCUACUGAAAACACACAAUGUGUUUCUAGUUGUAAUUACAAACAGAGUAGAUAGUUAUCCUCAAAGAAUAAAUGGAGCAGAAAUCCGAAUUGGAAACAGUCUGGAUAACAAUGGCAAUGAUAAUCCCAGAUGUGCUGUGGUCUCUUCCAUUGCUCCUGGUUUUUCCACCUCAUUUGAAUGUAAUGGGAUGGUUGGACGUUAUGUCAAUAUAGUUAUUCCAGGACGGUAUGAAUAUCUUACACUCUGUGAGGUUGAAGUGUAUGGAUCUCCAAUAAUCUGAGAUUUUCUUUUUUCUUUUUCUUUUUUACUUCAUAUUUCUAUGUAUGAACUAAAUCACAGUUCUAUGGCUAAAUAUCGUUGUAAGGCUUUACUUUAACUAAACAGAGCUCAGACGGAAGCUAAUAAAUACUUUACAUUACAGAUCAAUAUACAAUAUAAACAGAUUUUUGAUCAAAGGAAACAUAAAAAUGGAUAAAACAACAAAACAUUUUCCAAUGUAAGACAGCUGUAAGAAUUGUAGUCAGUACCAGUUUGCUAUUUGGGAUGAA
Myxocyprinus asiaticus (Chinese sucker) is the source of this 1338-nucleotide messenger RNA. RefSeq names its product fucolectin-6-like. The coding region runs from base 114 to 1070 and encodes 318 amino acids. Lineage: Eukaryota; Metazoa; Chordata; Actinopteri; Cypriniformes; Catostomidae. The transcript has 6 exons. The record is from RefSeq and is a predicted model, not a curated record.